Messenger RNA from Prunus avium (sweet cherry), 2005 nucleotides. It is a transcript of the gene PCS1, whose product is annotated as Eukaryotic aspartyl protease family protein. The record is from RefSeq and is a predicted model, not a curated record. Gene Ontology annotation, molecular function: aspartic-type endopeptidase activity. Gene Ontology annotation, biological process: proteolysis. NCBI's taxonomy places the organism in Eukaryota, Viridiplantae, Streptophyta, Magnoliopsida, Rosales, Rosaceae.
ACCAAUGUAAAAGAGAAGAAAAAAAAAAGUGUGCAAGCUUGACUGGCAUGCACCAAACUUGACAAAAUAAGGCUGUUUGGUGACUUGGUCCGGUGUAAGUGUAAUUGUACGUAACCACACCGAACGACAUCGUUGGACACUGUCGUUUGAUCCUCGUCUACCUUAUAGAUCUCACCAUGUGUGCAAGCAAGCAAGAUCUUUUAAGCAGCAAGAAAAAACUGCGAAAGUGAAGCUUGUUUUGUUCUGCAUCAGAAGAAUCAUAUUCAGACUUUUUUUUUUCUCUCUCUGUCCCCAAAACACAGAACACUCCACAUUCAACCACAUUCUGCUCAUUAAUACAUACCCUUCACUCUCUUAACCCAAAACACCAUCUUCCACAGUUUGCCUCUCUCUCUCUUAAACUAUUCCAUUUUAAGCUCCCUUUAUAUUAAAUCACCAUGAAAGCCUGCAUUUUCUGGAACCGUCUACAAAACCCAUGUCUAAAGUUUCAAUCUUUCAUCUUCUUCUGCUCUGUCACUGUCCUCAUUUGCUUCACUGAACCGAAACUCUGCUCCCCUCAAACCCAAACACUUGUUUUACCCCUCAAAACUCAACAAAUUCCAUCUGGGUCCCUCCCAAAGUCCCCAAACAGGCUUCCCUUUCAUCACAAUGUCACCCUCACAGUCUCUAUCACAGUGGGAACGCCUCCACAGAACGUUUCGAUGGUCAUCGACACUGGAAGCGAGCUCUCUUGGCUUCACUGCAACAAAACCCGAAACUUUAACAACACUUUCGACCCGACCCGGUCCUCCUCCUACUCGCCCGUCCCGUGCUCGUCAUCCACCUGUACGACCCGGACCCAAGACCUCACCAUACCCGCUUCCUGCGACUCCAACCAGCUCUGCCACGCCAUUCUUUCCUACGCUGACGCCUCGUCCAACGAAGGAAAUCUCGCCUCCGAUACGUUUUAUAUCGGAAGCUCCGGAAUUUCGGGUUUGGUUUUCGGGUGCAUGGACACAACCUUCAGCUCCAACACGGACGAAGACGCGAAGACCACCGGGUUAAUGGGUAUGAACCGCGGGUCUCUCUCGUUCGUUUCCCAAAUGGGAUUUCCGAAAUUUUCAUACUGCAUUUCGGGUUCCGAUUUUUCGGGCCUGUUAUUGCUCGGAGACUCUAACUUCUCUUGGAUCGCACCGUUAAAUUACACCCCAUUGGUUCAAAUCUCGACCCCAUUGCCGUACUUUGACCGCGUCGCUUACACUGUCCAGCUUGAAGGCAUCAAAGUUUCGGACAAAUUGCUUCCGAUACCGAAAUCGGUUUUCGUACCGGACCAUACCGGGGCGGGUCAAACCAUGGUUGACUCGGGAACUCAGUUCACUUUCCUUCUCGGCCCGGUUUACACCGCUUUGAGAGACGAGUUCUUGAACCAGACCUCAAAGAUUCUCAGCGUUUUGGAUGAUCCAAACUUUGUUUUCCAAGGCGCCAUGGAUUUGUGCUACUGGGUUCCGCCGGGUCAACCGAGACUGCCGCCAUUGCCUUCUGUGAGCUUAAUGUUUCGGGGGGCCGAAAUGAAGGUAUCGGGUGGCCAGUUGCUGUAUCGGGUACCGGGUCAAGUGAGGGGAAAUGAUACGCUGCAUUGCUUCACAUUUGGGAACUCUGACCUUUUGGGCGUGGAGGCGUACGUGAUUGGUCAUCACCAUCAGCAAAACGUGUGGAUGGAAUUUGAUCUCCAAAACUCUAGGAUCGGUUUGGCUCAGGUGCAGUGUGAUUUGGCGGGUCAGAGAUUCGGUCUCAGUGUAUAGUUCCCCGCUCUUGAUGGUCUGGGUCCCACACAUCAGAGCCUUUUAAUUGCACGGUUAGAUUACUGUGUGUAGCUGAGGACCAUGGUAUUUACAGUGGUGUGGUCCUGUCGACAAUAUCAUCGUCCUCUUUGGCCUACCGUCAGAUGUGCGGACCAUUUUGAUUGGGCGAGGAGAGUAGAUUAAAUAGAUCAUAGAUGUGUGUGUGUGUUUUUUUUUUGUUGCAA